AUGGGAGGAAGCAGUGUUCCUCACAACUCACCCUCUCCACCUGGGAGCAAGUCUGCAACUCCCUCACCGUCCAGUUCAGUGCAUGAAGACGAAGCCGAUGAUACUCUAAGAUCAAUGGUGGAGAGAAGCGGCCUGCCUCUGAUAUGGGGAAAAAACCAAAAACUCCCAAAAAGAAGAAGAAGAAGGACCCUAAUGAGCCCCAGAAGCCUGUGUCUGCCUAUGCAUUAUUCUUUCGUGAUACUCAGGCUGCCAUUAAGGGCCAAAAUCCAAAUGCUACCUUUGGUGAAGUCUCCAAAAUUGUGGCUUCAAUGUGGGAUGGUUUAGGAGAAGAGCAAAAACAGGUCUAUAAAAAGAAAACCGAGGCUGCAAAGAAGGAGUACCUGAAGCAACUAGCAGCAUACAGAGCCAGCCUUGUAUCCAAGAGCUACAAUGAACCUGUUGACGUUAAGACAUCUCAGCCUCCUCAGCUGAUCAAUUCGAAGCCAUCAGUGUUCCAUGGGCCCAGCCAGGCCCACUCAGCUCUGUACCUGAGCUCCCACUAUCACCAACAGCCAGGAAUGAGUCCUCACCUCACUGCCAUGCAUCCCAGCCUCCCUAGGAACAUCGCACCCAAGCCGAACAACCAAAUGCCAGUGACUGUGUCUAUAGCCAACAUGGCCGUGUCCCCUCCACCCCCUCUCCAGAUCAGCCCUCCUCUUCACCAGCAUCUGAGCAUGCAGCAGCACCAGCCGCUUACCAUGCAGCAACCCAUUGGAAACCAGCUCCCCAUGCAGGUCCAAUCUGCCUUACACUCUCCCACCAUGCAGCAAGGAUUUACUCUUCAACCUGACUAUCAGACUAUUAUCAAUCCUACAUCUACAGCCGCACAAGUUGUCACCCAAGCAAUGGAGUAUGUGCGUUCUGGGUGCAGAAAUCCUCCCCCCCAGCCUGUGGACUGGAAUAACGACUACUGCAGUAGUGGGGGCAUGCAGACGGACAAAGCACUGUACCUCACCUGAAAAUCUGAACACCUCUCCUUUCCACUGAGGAAUUCAGGGAAGUCUUUUCACCACAAAUUGCUUUGUACAGUCAAGGCAGUUCUCCAUUUUAUUAGAAAAUACAAGUUGCUAAGCACUUAGGGCCAUUUGAGCUUGUGGGUCAUCCACUCUGGAAGACAUAGUCAUGCUUCUUUAUUAUUUCUAAUCCUUUAUGGACAUUGUUCUUCUUCCCUGAAGGAAACAUGGACCAUUCAGAUUUUAUGUUGGUUUUUUGCUGUGAAGUGCUGCGCUCUAGUAUUUAACUGCCUUAGCCACAGUAGAUGUCUCGGGUAACAGUUCUGGCUUUUCCAUUGGUUUUCAUAAUGGGUGUUUAUAUGAAACUACUAAAGACUUUUUAAAUGGCUUGAUGUAGCAGUCAUAGCAAGUUUGUAAAUAGCAUCUAUGUUACACUCUCCUAGAGUAUAAAAUGUGAAUGUUUUUGUAGCUAAAUUGUAAUUUGAAACUGGCUCAUCCCAGUUGGUUGAUUUCACAAGAGGGGUUAAAUUGGCCAACAGUCAUAUUUUUACUUCAUUUUUAAAACAACUGACUAAUAGUUCUAUAUUUUCAAAAUAUUUGAAAAAAAUAUUCCCAAAUGAUUUUAAUUUAAAAACAAAUUGGCUUUGUCUCAUUAAUCAGACAAAAAGAAACUAGUGUUAAGGGAAGCGCAAACACAUUUAUUUUGUACUGCAGAAAAAUUGCUUUUUGUAUCACUUUUUGUGUAAUGGUUAGUAAAUGUCAUUUAAGUCCUUUUAUGUAUAAAACUGCCAAAAGCUUACCUGGUAUCCUAUUAGAUACAGAAACAGAUUGGAAACAGCUAAAUUAUAACCUUUACAUAUGGCUCUGUAUUAUUGUUUCUUCAUACUGUGUCUGUAUUUAAUCUUUUUUUAUGGAACUUGUUGCGCCUAUUUAUGAAAUAAUAAAUAUAGGUGUUUGUAAGUAAA
Castor canadensis (American beaver) is the source of this 1957-nucleotide messenger RNA. The record is from RefSeq and is a predicted model, not a curated record. Lineage: Eukaryota; Metazoa; Chordata; Mammalia; Rodentia; Castoridae.